GUUGACAAGGACACACACUAAACGAUACAAGUGCUCCUCGUCUUCUACUAAAUUGUAAUACUAUAAUAUUAAUAAUAACAUUAAUCGUUAAUAUUUCAAAUACAGUUUACUGAGAACAUAUGGUGGUGCUCAACGAUCUCCAUUGAACAUAAUAAUACAGUUUAGGCGGGAAUUUUAAACCAUGUCUCAAAGAGGAAAAGUUGUAGAAUUGUAUAAAAUGUUACUACAUUUAGGAAAAGAUUAUCCACAUGGCUAUGAUUACUUUAGAAAGCGAUUGCACAGUGCGUUCAUGAAGAAUCGCGGGGAAACCGAUCCGGAAAAGAUCGAGAAGAUGAUAUCCCACGGACAAUACAUCAUAAAAGAGUUAGAGGCCUUGUACAUGUUAAAGAAAUACCGAACACUGAAACGGAGGUAUUACAAUGAAGAUGAGCUUUAAUAAAAUUGAUAAACAAUGUAACUAUAGUAAAAUAAAUGUAGAUGAGAAAGGG
This is a messenger RNA of Nicrophorus vespilloides, 488 nucleotides long. RefSeq names its product LYR motif-containing protein 5 (gene osi). The coding region runs from base 182 to 436 and encodes 84 amino acids. Gene Ontology annotation, biological process: respiratory electron transport chain. The transcript has 3 exons. The record is from RefSeq and is a predicted model, not a curated record. Gene Ontology annotation, cellular component: mitochondrion. NCBI's taxonomy places the organism in Eukaryota, Metazoa, Arthropoda, Insecta, Coleoptera, Silphidae.